This is a messenger RNA of Lineus longissimus, 1169 nucleotides long. Its product is annotated as C-signal-like. Lineage: Eukaryota; Metazoa; Nemertea; Pilidiophora; Heteronemertea; Lineidae. Gene Ontology annotation, cellular component: cytoplasm. Bases 95 to 880 code for a protein of 261 amino acids. The transcript is spliced from 5 exons. The record is from RefSeq and is a predicted model, not a curated record. Gene Ontology annotation, molecular function: oxidoreductase activity.
CGCAUAGCUCCAACAACCUUACACAACUCCCACAAUUUUGAUCGAUUUGUGCAGUGGCUUGAGCACUCAGCCAGGCUUAUCAUCUCUCUUCAUAAUGGCCAGGGUGCUAGUCCAGGGAGCAAGUAGGGGCAUAGGGCUGCAGUUCUGCCAUCACAUCCUCAAGACCAAGCCUGAAUCUGUAGUGAUUGCUACCUGUCGGAAUCCUGAUACAGCAUCUGAAUUGCUGGAACUGCAGUCACAGUAUGACAGGAAGUUAAGAAUUAUGAGAUUGGAUGUGACAAAAGAACACGACGUAAAGACAGUUUCAGAGUUGGUCGGGUCACAACCAGGUGGCCUGGAUCUGUUGAUCAACUCUGCUGGCAUGUUACAUCCAUCUGGAAAAGGGGAGACCAGUUUAAAGGAUGUGACUCCAGAGGGUCUGCUGGCUACUUUCCAAGUGAACACAGUUGGUCCUCUAAUGAUGGCGAGGUAUUUCUACCCCCUCUUAGCCAGUGGUGGUGCCGCAUUUGGAAAACAAGCAGCAGAGAAAAAACAAAAACAUAAUGGAGUCCUCGUCAACAUGUCUGCCAAAGUGGGAUCCAUAACACUAAAUGGACUUGGUGGAUGGUACAGCUACCGAAUGUCUAAGGCAGCACUAAACAUGGCGACCAAAAAUCUAAGCAUAGAAUUGGGUAGAGGGCAAAAGAAGGUCAUAUGCCUAUCCUUGCACCCUGGAACAGUGAAUACGGACCUGUCAAGACCAUAUCAUAAAGGCGUCCCAAAAGAACAGCUAUUUUCUAGUGAACAUUCUGUGAACUGUCUCAUGAACAUAAUAGAGAACGCAACUCUGGAAGACUCUGGGAAACUUUUCAAUUGGAGUGGCGAGGCGAUUCAGUAUUGAAUAUGACAAGAUAUUGAGUUUCAUCACGAGACGGGAUUCAUUUCUUUGGACUUUUUAAUCAUAAAUACACAUGCAUUACUGUUAGCCAGAAUGCUAGGGAUAUUUUGAGUACGGAGCACUGUGCAAGAUAUGUGUAAAUUAGAUAAUAAAUUAUGUUGUCUCGCACUUUUGACGGCUUAAACCAUCAUGCUGCACAAAACAGAAGAGAAGAAAGAGUUGUCUUGUAAAAAGUUUACUGCGAUCUUAUAUGUACAGCUCGAAUACAAAGAAAGGUUACAAUUUACACAAA